UUGCCCUGCCUCUGUACCCUCAACUCAACGAGGUUUUUAGUUGCAAGAAACUCUCUCUCUCUCUCUCUCUCUCUCGCUUGCUCGCAUUGUCUUGUUCCGCGCUCGGAAUCUCGUAUUCUUACUCCCACGCAUUGCUGAGUCUCCUUUCUCAUUUCCCCACUCUUCUUCUUCUUUGUUCUUCUUGUCACUUCUGUUUUAACUAGUGUUUCAUCUACCAGUGAACAUUGAAAAAGAAAGCGAAGCCCAAAUUACCCAAGUGGGGUUGUUCUUUCUUUUUCUUUUCUUUGCUCUUUUCAUUAAACCCAGAAAGUUGAAAAUGUCCAAAAGCUGAGAUUUCCAAUGUAAAAUCCUUAUUCUUGCAUUAUUUCCCUAUCACCUGAAAUCGGGGGAAGUACAUCUCCUCUCCCUCUCUCUCUCUCUCUUCUUUUUUUUUGCUCUGUUUUUCCUCUAUUAAAAGCUCACCCACAAGUCACAGUCACUCCGGACCCCCUUCGUUUUUGUAUUCCUGUUCGUUCCUUCUUCCUUGUGUUGAAGCUUCAAAUUUGUCAAUUUGAGCCUUUGCAAUUCAAGAACGAAGGGAGUCACCGUAACCCUUUUGGCAAGACGAUAAAUGAUCAUACAGCGACUCUCCCUCUCUCGCUCUCCAUGAUCUCCUUGAUCAUCAUAUGCUAAUGCUGACUGUAAAUGGCGAAGCUUUCAUGGCCCAAGUCAUUGGUGAAGAAAUGGUUCAACAUUAAAAGCAAAGCCGUGGACUUUCAAGCUGAUGACAUCGUUUAUGGAGGCGUUGAUGAAGAACCAGGGGACAUCAAUUCAGAGAGGAGAGAGGCAUGCAAAAUCAAGCAAAGCAAAACAGAGAGAUCUAACAAGAGAAACUCCGACCGAUCCCGGCGAGGUAAGAUUGACCUUGAUGCCUCGCAAGUCACCGAAGUGCACAAUUAUCGAAUUUUUGUAGCUACAUGGAAUGUGGCUGGGAAAUCUCCUCCUAGCUAUUUGAACCUUGAUGAGUGGCUCCAUACUUCGCCUCCCGCGGAUAUAUAUGUCCUAGGGUUUCAAGAAAUAGUACCUUUAAAUGCCGGUAACGUUCUGGGAACAGAAGACAAUGGCCCAGCCAAGAAAUGGCAAGCUCUCAUAAGGAGGACCUUGAACAGCCUUCCUGGGACCAGCAGUGUCUGCCAUACGCCUUCCCCGAUUCCUGACCCUAUCGUCGAGUUGGACGUCGACUUCGAAGGGUCCACGAGACAGAAGGCUUCAUCCUUCUUCCACCGUCGGUCUUUCCAAUCCUUGAGUCACAGCAUGAGAAUGGAUCACGAGAUGUCGUUGCCGCAGCCACCCCGGCUUGACCGAAGAUUCAGCGUUUGCGAUCGGGUGAUGUCCGGACACAGGCCGAGUGACUAUGAUCCCAACUGCGGAUGGUGCUCCUCUGAUGAUGAAACCGGGCCAAGUGAUUCGCCGGGACACGGUUACUACUCGCCAACCACCUAUAACAGGCCAAAUUUCAACGAGGAUAGAGAGAAUCAGAUGGUCCAAUCUAGGUACUGUUUGGUUGCGAGUAAGCAAAUGGUGGGAAUAUUCCUCACAAUAUGGGUGAGGAGCGAGCUUCGAGAUUGUGUUCGCAACUUGAAAGUUUCACGCGUAGGAAGAGGAUUGAUGGGUUAUCUUGGAAACAAGGGUUCGAUUUCGAUUAGCAUGUCUGUGCACCAAACGAGCUUUUGCUUCAUCUGCAGUCAUUUAACAUCCGGAGAGAAGGAAGGGGAUGAGCUGAGGAGAAACUCUGAUGUCAUGGAGAUUCUCAGGAAAACAAGGUUUCCCCAAGUAAACGGCACAGGCGAUGAAAAUUCUCCUCAAACAAUUCUUGAGCAUGAAAUUAUUUGGUUGGGCGACUUGAAUUACAGGAUCGCGUUAUCAUACCGAUCUGCAAAGGCUCUCGUCGAGAUGCGAAACUGGAGAGCACUCCUGGAGAAUGAUCAGCUCCAUAGAGAACAGAGAGGUGGGCGCGUCUUUGUGGGGUGGAAUGAAGGGAACAUAUAUUUUCCUCCGACAUACAAGUAUUCAAACAAUUCUGAUAGAUAUGCUGGAGACGAUAGGCACCCGCGGGAAAAGCGAAGGACUCCAGCAUGGUGUGAUCGUAUAUUGUGGUACGGCGGAGGCCUCAACCAGUUAUCGUAUGUGCGUGGAGAGUCGAAGUUCUCUGACCAUAGACCGGUGUACGGCGUUUUUUUAGCUGAGGUUGAGUACAUAAACCGGAAUCGAAUAAAAAAAAGCAUGAGCUGCGCUAGUUCCAGGAUUGAGGUAGAAGAAUUGUUGCCCUAUUCAAAUGGAUACGCGGAUGUCAAUUUCUAUUGAGGGUUGGAAUCUUCAUCGACCUUGAAUUGGAGACUCGAAGUCUUCACCGAGAAAACAAAGAGUUAACAACUGCAGCAUCGUUUGAGUGUUCAAUUUAAUCAACAAGAGCUGAAUGUUGACAGAUGGGUCCCGGCCUUUCGGAUGAGGUGGAUUAUAAUGGCGUUCUGACUUCUGUAACCAUUACUUGAAUGCCAAACAAAAAUUCGGACAAGUCCUGCUUAGCUAUGCAUUAUCAAAGUUUUGUUGAAACAAAUAUUCACUCAUUUCCCGUUUGCAUCUCUGAUCUGGUGUAAUUUGCAGGUGGACGCUGCGACAGACAUUAGCAUUCCUAGACAAUGAUAUGGACACAUUCCACUGCCCUUAAAUUGAAUACAAGGUUCCUAAUUUUGCAUUUUGCCGCCAACUACCUUUGAUGAAUUCUGAAUACGUCUGUCUGGAGAAAUUCAAUACCCGCAGCAAGAAAUCGCUCGUCAGAAGGACAGACUUUAGAAAGAUCAAAGCUGAGCCUAGUGGGAAGCAUUGGAGUUUUCUGAAAAGUGCUUCUUCAGAUCAAAGUAGGGGAAUUUUUGGGAUGAAGAGAACAGCACAACCUUCUGCUCCAAUGCCCAUUAUCAUGAGCAAGCAAUUCAUAGGUCACUAGGGGAAUAAAGAAGCUUGAUGCAUAUGAUUGUUCUGGACCUUCCUUCUUUUUCCAAUUUCUCUUUGUAGCGAGUUGAAAACGAAUUUGCUGGGAAAAGCUUUUGAAGGCUUGUCAUGCCUCGAGCCAAAAAAGAGAGUUCUUGAAAUAAAGGGCCAUUUGCAGGUUUCACUAUCUUGUUGUGUGUUGAAAAGCAAGACUCUGCAGGAGGAGCUUGCGCUGCUUACAUGGUUGUCAGGUUUUUUAUUCAGCACUGAAUCAUUUGUCUGUAA
Messenger RNA from Rhodamnia argentea, 3252 nucleotides. Its product is annotated as type I inositol polyphosphate 5-phosphatase 4. The record is from RefSeq and is a predicted model, not a curated record. Gene Ontology annotation, molecular function: phosphatidylinositol-3,4,5-trisphosphate 5-phosphatase activity; phosphatidylinositol-4,5-bisphosphate 5-phosphatase activity; inositol-polyphosphate 5-phosphatase activity. The transcript is spliced from 12 exons. Lineage: Eukaryota; Viridiplantae; Streptophyta; Magnoliopsida; Myrtales; Myrtaceae. The coding region runs from base 685 to 2343 and encodes 552 amino acids. Gene Ontology annotation, biological process: phosphatidylinositol dephosphorylation.